CGCUGUUAUCUUUUCUGUUAGAUAAUGAUGUUGCGUUCGCAGAGUCAACGCUCCAGUAAAUGGAAGUCGUCUGAUACUCUGCAAAACGAGAGCGAGAAUACCUCUUCUAAUGGACCCCCAUCUGAAAAUGGCAAACCUUUCAUCGCGUCAGUUGACGAUGCUGUGUCGAAUGCAAAAACGAAGACAGCAGGACUCCAAGACACGCGUGCCGCUCUAUCCGACAAGAGUAAUAUUACAAGACCACAGUUGCGAUCGGUUUUGGAUAAAAAAUCGGCCGUCAUUGUGAAAUCGGAUACGCAGGUUCAUGUGGACGUCGUGCAAACCACACCCAACGAUAAUAUACGACUCUCAUCCUCCACCACAGACAAUGAAAACGUGCAACGCCCUUUAGAGAACCCGACAACAAAAAUAACAGCCACCACCCACAAGGAAAAAACAGCCGAUGAGGCCCUUGUAAAAGAUUUCUUUGAUGAUAACAAGACCAGAUAUCCACGUUCGGCCGCAGAGGAAGUUGAACCUACCCCGAUUCUACCCAUCAUUGUUCCCGAACGAUUGCGCCAUCGUUUCCGCGGCGUCGUCGCUUCCGGAUUAGGUGACAAACGAUCAUCAGAAACCAUCGUCGACCACGACAACGACCACCCCCAGGAAUCCAAGUUCCAUGGAAUCGAUACCACCAAAAAAUCGAAAUACGUGCAUACCACCUCCAAUACACUUCAGGCUUGGCCUCAAACCUCCCGACGCGAAAAGUUCUUUGCUGGUAACAAACACUUUGAACCUCUUGUAUUAAAGGCUUACCCAGAAGCGCUGGAACGUGAAGCCAAACUGGGGUCUUAUCGUCAUCGAACGGAAUCCAAACACGACGAUUGGCACGAUCCCAUGCUCGCGUCCGUGUACGUUGAUGAUAUAUUUAACCACUUUCUGGAAGUGGAAAAGGAUGUCUUGGCCGAUCCGUUCUACGCGACCAAGCGACAACACGAAGUGACGUGGCGCAUGCGUAGCGUGUUAAUGGAUUGGGUGGUGGAAAUCCACUUCAUCUUUCAAUUGCUUCCUGAAACCUUGUAUCUUGCUGUAAAUAUGAUUGAUCGAUUCUUAUCCGCGCGCCCUAUUGCUCUCGGGAAGUUGCAAUUAGUCGGCGUCACCGCACUGUUCAUCGCCACCAAAUUUGAAGAAAUCGCCGCACCCAAUGUCACGGAAUUCCUCUCCAUGACCGACAAAACCGUGAAAGCGUCCGAUUUGUUGAAGGCCGAACGGUUCAUGCUCCAGGUCCUGGAUUUCAAGCUCUGUUAUCCUAAUCCUUUAUACUUUCUUCGACGUACCUGUGAAGUGAAAGACUUUGAUGUGCAUGUCUGCACUCUGUCAGAAUACUUUUUGGAAGUAUCCUGUGUUGAUCAUCGCUUCAUCGGCUAUCGUCCCUCCCAACUGGCGGAAGCCUCGGCUCUGUUAGCAGAACACAUGUUGACCAAAAAGGACUGGUCUGAUCAAGAGCUUCAAAAAACUUAUGAUUACGCCGAAGGCGAGGUGAAAACCAUUGUUAAUUUCAUGCUGGAUUAUCUCGCGCAACCAGUUCAACACGAUGCAUUCUUCAAAAAAUGGUCCUCCCGACGAUUCAUGAAAGCAAGCGUCUUUGUUCGUGAUUGGGUCAAUCGCUUCUAUAUGAACUAAAAAAAAACAACAAAAACAACCAACUUAUUUUACAUCAUGCAAAAACUCAUAGUCUUUUUUUUAUAUACUUUGUUAUCUCUUUUCUUUUCAAUGUCUUCAAUACAAUACAAUCAUUUCACAC
Molecule: messenger RNA, 1783 nt
Organism: Radiomyces spectabilis
Lineage: Eukaryota; Fungi; Mucoromycota; Mucoromycetes; Mucorales; Radiomycetaceae
Product: cyclin-like protein
Exons: 4
Coding region: 25-1662 (545 amino acids)
Biological process (GO): regulation of cyclin-dependent protein serine/threonine kinase activity; G2/M transition of mitotic cell cycle
Cellular component (GO): cyclin-dependent protein kinase holoenzyme complex; nucleus; cytoplasm
Molecular function (GO): cyclin-dependent protein serine/threonine kinase regulator activity
Source: RefSeq, a predicted model, not a curated record